Notechis scutatus (mainland tiger snake) is the source of this 1207-nucleotide messenger RNA. NCBI's taxonomy places the organism in Eukaryota, Metazoa, Chordata, Lepidosauria, Squamata, Elapidae. The record is from RefSeq and is a predicted model, not a curated record.
ACCAUCCAACAUGGCCGAGAGAAACAGAUCUAUUCACUUGGGCUCCCCUCAUUCUGCAGCCCUGUCAAAAUAUUAUUGGGAGGAACCUGAGCUGACCACAGAGGAAGAAGAACAUGGGAUUUGCUAUUCACUUCGACGGGUUUUCCCUCCGCCUUCCUUCAGGUGUUCUUCCCCUCCGUCGGACUGCCACGCCAGGAAGACGGUGAGGCGGAUCUUGGCCCUCUGCUCCAUCUCCUUGUUCUCCUUGUUGGGAAACACCGCUCUGGACCUAAGCCCCAUCCUGGAGUCCCGGAGGCAUGUGGAAAAGGCCAUCAGCAACCUCUCUUCGUGCCAGAGUUUCCUGGCGCUUUCCAUGUUCAACCUCCUUGUCCAAGAACCAAAUUGGCAAGGAGGAAGAAGAGGAGACAUGGUUGAGGAGGACUCUCGGCCGGAAGACACGCUGGAGAGCUGGGUUGCCUUCUGCAAAGAAUCCUGGUGCAACCAUCAUUUCAGCUGCCCGACUUACACCACCUCCAUCAGGGAGGUCAACGGCACCGCUGGGAUGGCAUUCCCACCGUUCGACAUGAUUGCAAGGAUGUUGGAGAUCCUCCAGGAGUUUGAGGAGGGAGAGGCCCAAAAGAGGAGGUCAAAUCCAGACUGGUUAGAUGUGGUCUUUCUCAGGCUUCUCCUGAGAGCCAAAGGCAACAUGCUACGGGCUCCAGAAACGUCCCGCGACCCUGAAGAGGCCCAAGCUUUGUGGCACCGGCUGUCUUCUCUUCUUCUUUCUUCUGUUUUCGUCUCAGAAAGCACCCAAGAAUGUUGGGCUGAGCAUCCUGACUUCUCCAUCCUGGCCACCCACACGGUCACUCCUCCUCCAGGAUUUCAAUCCCUGUCCCCUCCUUUGAUGGAUGAAUUUGACGUCCUCCAGAGAUGCUUGCUUCAGAAAAGCCGGGAGCAGCUACAGAAGAAAUCUAAGGAUAUCAUCUCCCUGGUCAGCCUCAAAAUCACCCUCUUGGUGGUCACCAGUCUUAUCUACCCGGCUGUCCUUUUUUCCUUCAAAGAGAUGACCGAAUGGAUCCAAAAUUAUGCCAGGACCCUCAAGGAACGAACGGAGGAUCUGAAACAGGAAAGACAAAUAGCUGAAGACCUUCUUCAUCAAAUGCUGCCCAAAUCCGUGGCCAAACAGCUACGGAAACACAAGCAUGUAGAGGCAGAAAAUUAUGACCAG